AUGCCCUCUAUCCGCAACACGCUUCUUUGCCUAAUGGCUACCACUGCAACCGUUUACGCCGAGCGGUUAACAGUCGUCUGGUCAAACAGUGGCUUUUCAACGAUCUCCGGUCCCACUGGCAAUGAACAUGGCCAUGACAGUGGUUUCGCGAUCCUGAACGAGGCGGGCGAUGCUAUCUACGAAACAGCCUAUCCCGAUGACCAUUCACCUUGUUACAACACCGGUGACGGCCGCGAGUUUACCAUCGAGGGCGACUGCUGGGCCAGUGCACGCAAGUUCAAGUGCAAGUCUAACUUUGCCGGCAUCCCAGAGACCUGUGAGGUUAAGGACGGCAAUGGAAACAGUAUCGGCUCUGGUGAGGGAGCGACUGAUAUCAAAUCAAUUGGUAUCGCCGUUAUUACAUCCGGCAGUUGUGCUGUUGAAUUCGAUUCGGACAGCGACGGUUGCCCUGUUGAUGAUGGCAACGGUCCUCUUCAUGUUACCUCUGGUUAA
Penicillium griseofulvum is the source of this 492-nucleotide messenger RNA. RefSeq lists its product as uncharacterized. The coding region runs from base 1 to 492 and encodes 163 amino acids. Lineage: Eukaryota; Fungi; Ascomycota; Eurotiomycetes; Eurotiales; Aspergillaceae. The transcript has a single exon. The record is from RefSeq and is a predicted model, not a curated record.